Messenger RNA from Girardinichthys multiradiatus, 1608 nucleotides. RefSeq names its product tetraspanin 3a (gene tspan3a). The coding region runs from base 141 to 899 and encodes 252 amino acids. Gene Ontology annotation, cellular component: membrane. Lineage: Eukaryota; Metazoa; Chordata; Actinopteri; Cyprinodontiformes; Goodeidae. The transcript is spliced from 7 exons. The record is from RefSeq and is a predicted model, not a curated record. Gene Ontology annotation, biological process: protein maturation; protein localization to plasma membrane; regulation of vascular endothelial growth factor signaling pathway.
CCUAUGUGUGGUGCGCAGACUUGGCAUACGGUGGCGGUUAGUGGAGUCGGCAGCCACAGUGGCAGCCGCAACAGCUGUGGCAUGUCUGAGUAGAAACCUCCGUUGUUUUGUCUCAGGAGCAGCGUUGAAUCUCCACCUUAAUGAUGGGACAGUGUGGAAUUACGUCCUCGAAGACGGUCCUGGUCUUUCUGAACCUGAUAUUUUGGGCUGCUGCUGGCAUUCUUUGCUAUGUUGGAGCCUAUGUCUUCAUCACUUACGAUGACUACGAUCACUUCUUCCAGGAUGUUUACACUCUGAUCCCUGCAGUGAUCAUCAUAGCAGCCGGUGCCCUGCUUUUCCUUAUUGGACUUAUUGGAUGCUGCGCCACAGUGAGAGAGAGCCACUGUGGACUUAUGACGUUUGUCGUCGUCCUCCUGCUGGUUUUCAUGACGGAAGUGGCUGUGGUGGUUCUCGGAUAUAUUUACAGAGCAAAGGUUGAAGAUGAGGUCAACCGUUCUAUCAUAAAAGUUUAUGACGAGUACAAUGGCACGAAUAGCAACGCCCAAAGCCGAGCCAUCGACUACAUUCAGAGACAGCUUCAGUGCUGUGGCAUCCACAAUUUCUCAGACUGGCAGCACACGCACUGGUAUGAUAAGUCAAAAAACAACAGCGUUCCCAUCAGUUGCUGCAAAACUGCUGGCUGCACAGGGUCUCUUACCCAUCCCGAAGAUCUCUACCAAGAAGGUUGUGAAGCACUGGUCGUGAAGAAGUUACAGGAGAUUAUGAUGUAUGUCAUCUGGACUGCGCUGACAUUUGCUGCCAUGCAGAUGUUGGGGAUGCUGUGUGCAUGUGUCGUGCUGUGCCGCAGAAGCAGAGCUCCUACCUAUGAGCUUCUUAUCAACGGGGGUACCCAAGCAUAAAAAGUGAAACACUUUUCUCAAUGUAAGCAUCUUUCUAAAUAUGUAUUUCUGAUGAGAGGAUAAAGAAAUGUGUUGUCAGGCUUAUCUUUAUACACUAAAUAAAGUAAAUGUUUUUAUGUUGAGCUUUUUUUUUUUUCAAAAGGCUUUUGGCCUCACUAAUGGAAGCUCUCUGGAAAUUAUUCAUACUUAUGCUUUGAGGGGGACAUGAGCCGUAUGUUUAUUCUCACCCAAACCAGAUAAAAAAAAAAAAAAUGAUGGACAGGGUAUUUUCCUUAUUGUAGCUGACAUAACAUAUAAAGGGUCUGCAUUAUUUUUAUUUUUGAAUCUGUUAAGUACUUGAAUGAAGGAGUGAGAUGUCUACUUUGCUGUAACUUUUCAAGUAUGACUACUGCUCUAUUUGACUUUUCUCCGUUAUGAGUAAUGGAUACUGCCGUCUCCCCAUUCAACUGCAUGGUUUUGUGUGUAAACUGUUACAUAACUGGCUUUACCUUAUGUGAGCUUUAAUUUGGAAAUAAAUGUUUAGUAUCUGACCUCUUUGAGGUAUUAAUUUGUUUCCUAUUUCAUAGAUUUCUUUUCUAGCUGUUUAUGUUUGUCCCAACUACUGUACUGCAGUUUGGUUUGUUCAAAUGUAGCAAUGAUGAGACUUGAGAAUGUAAAUAACAUGUGUUUAAGUAAAAGUUUAAAAUAAAUUAGAUCCGUUUCUGGUUUA